This is a messenger RNA of Dicentrarchus labrax (European seabass), 1161 nucleotides long. It is a transcript of the gene pigl, whose product is annotated as phosphatidylinositol glycan anchor biosynthesis, class L. Gene Ontology annotation, cellular component: endoplasmic reticulum. Lineage: Eukaryota; Metazoa; Chordata; Actinopteri; Moronidae. The transcript has 7 exons. Bases 36 to 848 code for a protein of 270 amino acids. Gene Ontology annotation, biological process: GPI anchor biosynthetic process. Gene Ontology annotation, molecular function: N-acetylglucosaminylphosphatidylinositol deacetylase activity. The record is from RefSeq and is a predicted model, not a curated record.
CCCUACACGGAUUGUUUACGGUAACGGUCAAAAUAAUGAGUGUUUACCUGGCUGUCUUCAUAGUUUUAUCCUAUUUGAUUUGGAUAAAAUGCCUUUACUAUCGACAUCGGCGCACUUUGGUGAAGUCGUUGAAACACGUAAUGAAGGUUUCGUCGAGCAGAGACACAGCCUGCGCAGAUGUCAGAGCUCUGGUUGUUACUGCGCAUCCGGAUGAUGAAUGUAUGUUCUUCGCGCCAACAGUCAUAAGACUCGUUCAGUUAAAUGCCAGCGUCCAUUUGCUGUGUUUGUCUGAAGGAAACUACUACAAACAAGGAGCUCAGCGUAAACAAGAGCUUCUCAACAGCUGUGCCGUGCUGGGGAUACCAGAAUCCAGAAUCACCAUAAUAGACCAUAAAAAACUUCCAGACGAUCCCAAAGCAGAAUGGAGUGUCUCAUUGGUCUCUUCUAUAAUUGUGAAGCACCUAAGAGUUCACUCCUUCAACAUGGUGCUGACCUUCGAUGGAAGAGGAGUGAGUGGCCAUGGCAAUCACACAGCCCUCCAUAAAGCUGUCAGCCAUCUUGCUUCUACUGGACAAGUACCCAACGACUGCUGUCUGCUCUCCCUGGUGACUGUUGGCCUCCUCAGGAAGUACACCACCUUCCUGGAGCUUCCUCUCAGCUGGCUGCUGCCCUCAUGUCUCUGCUGUGUUAUAGGCUCACAGGGAUACAGGCAAGCCAAAGAUGCCAUGUUUUGCCAUCGCUCUCAACUCCUGUGGUUUCGUUACCUCUACAUCGCCUUCUCUCGGUACAUGUUCAUAAACACAUUCCAAAUUAUCCCACAAGGACCCAAGAACCUGAAGAUCUAUUAAAGUUCAGAUCAUCCAGAUGCACUGAUUGUUACUGUGUUAGUCGUCCCGCUGCCUAACUACUCAGAUACUGUGGUCGGAGUGAAUGUACUAGCUGUUUACAAAUCUGAUGAGCUAUUUUGCUCACAGUGUAAUGUAGCCUUUUUUCAAAAGCACUUUCCUUAAAUACAACUGGCAAUAACUUUGAAAUAACAAAAACAGAACAUCUUUAUUGUUUUGAGUCAAAACACUGUAUAAAACCAAGUUAUCCUAUUAUUUCAAAGAUAUUGUACAGUAUUUCUGAUUUACAGCUAAUAAAAAAAGUUUGAUUCUUGUA